UAUGGCGUGGAGAUAACAAUCGGGCUUCGUACGUCGAAGAAAAGUAAUCAUCGAUCGCAUCGAGCAAUUAUAUCACGGUACAAUAUCACGUACAUACGUAAAAAUCACUUGUCUCAUUAUGAUUGAAUUGUGACUAAUCAUAAGUUACUGACAAUGAGAACAUAACUUGUGUAAAUAAACGUAUAAUAUCGAAAGUGUCGAGAAAGAGUGUCGGGCGACUAUUGUGUUUUAUUUAAAUAAAUCAUAUUAUCACGUAUAAGUAACCAUAACAUCGGAAAUAUCGAGAGAAAAUGAUCAAAAAUUGAGAUAUUUGGCGGUGUUGUUCGCGCUCGUCGCGAUGUAUUGCGCAUUAUUCGUGACGUCAGAGUGUUAUAUGGCGCAGGUAUAACGAUAAUCAUCGAUCGCAUCGAUAGCAAUUAUAUCACGGUACAAUACCACGAUACAUACCACGAACAAAGUGUUAGUGUAGUUAAGUGAGAACAACAAUACAACAAGGAUACAAUGAUAAUAUAGUGGGAAUCCAUCAGUACUAUGGCAGUGCAACAGCAGUUUUAUGAUAUGCAACAACCUAUCAAUCGACAAUGGCAGAUCAAUCGGGGUCGUCCUCAUACUGGAGUCCCACUCUCAAAACGGAUAUCUUCUCUCAGACUGAUAGCGCGACUUUCUUCCCCACGGCCCAUGGCCUGGUGCAAACCCACCCGUCUAGCGGUAUGUUUCGCAGCGGUUUCGGCGGCAUCGACAAUCUCGGCACUCGGGGGGUGACGUUAAGGCCGCCGAGGACGCGGCCUCUUAAUUUUAAUGAGCGCUCCACUGCCGAAUUGCGCCGAAAUCCAUCGCUCUCGGCACCGGACGAGUGCGCUCGUGCUUGCCGCGAGAGCGAACCGCCCAGGAUAUGCUACUAUCACUUCACACUCGAGUAUUAUACCGUACUCGGAGCAGCGUGUCAAGUAUGCACACCAAAUGCAACCAAUGCCGUGUGGAGCGAGUGUCAGUGUGUCCUGGCGGACGGAGUGGAGAGAGGUAUUUUGACCGCGAACAGAAUGAUUCCUGGCCCGAGUAUUCAGGUAUGCCAGGGUGACAAAGUUGUUGUUGACGUGGAAAAUCGUAUUGAGGGAAUGGAAGUGACAAUUCAUUGGCACGGAGUAUGGCAAAGAGGAUCUCAAUAUUAUGAUGGUGUACCUUACGUGACACAGUGUCCCAUUCAAGAGGGCAGUACAUUUAGAUAUCAAUGGACAGCCGGCAAUGAGGGUACACAUUUCUGGCAUGCUCACACUGGCAUGCAAAAGAUAGAUGGUCUCUAUGGAAGCGUAGUAAUCCGGCAACCGCCAAGCAAGGAUCCUAAUAGCAAUCUAUACGAUUACGAUUUAACCACGCACGUAGCGCUUAUCAGCGACUGGUUCCACGAGAGUGCUGUUGAACGUUAUCCAGGUCGUCUUGCAGUCAAUGUCGGUCAAGCACCUGAAAGCGCACUGAUCAAUGGGAAAGGUCAAUUUAGAGAUCCUAAUACCGGUUUCAUGACCAACACGCCGCUCGAAGUGUUCACGAUAACUUCUGGUCGUCGUUAUCGAUUCCGACUGAUUAAUUCAUUUGGAUCAGUAUGCCCCUCUCAAAUUACAAUCGAGGGUCAUACUCUCACCCUCAUCGCCACCGAUGGUGAAGCAGUUCAACCAAUACAAGUGAACACUAUAAUUUCAUUUUCAGGCGAACGUUACGAUUUCGUCAUAAAUGCUGAUCAGCCUAUCGGCGCUUAUUGGAUUCAACUUCGUUCGCUCGGAGAAUGCGGAAUUUCACGUGCCCAGCAGCUGGGUAUUCUGCGAUAUGCUCGUGGUCCUUAUCAACCGCUUACUGCACCGCCUACGUAUGACUUUGGUCUUCCACAGGGCGUUGUUCUCAAUCCCUUGGAUGCUAUUUGCAACCGACCGCGCGAGGAUGCAGUUUGCGUGAGUCAAUUGAAGAAUGCCCGACACAUCGAUCAGGGUAUCCUCCAGCAACGCCCCGACGUGAAGAUCUUCCUACCUUUCCGCUUCCUGUUCUACAGACCCGAGGAGGUCUUCCAGCCGCAGACCUACAAUCGCUUCCUUGUUGCACCUACUGGCGACCACGUGAUUUCUCUCGUGGACGAGAUCUCAUUCACGUUCCCUCCGGCGCCGCCAAUCUCGCAGAUCGAUGACAUCCCACCUGAACAGUUCUGCAACGGUGAUAAUAGACCAGCUGAUUGCGGCGCCAACUGCAUGUGCACGCAUCAAGUCGAUAUUCCGCAUAAUGCGGUCGUCGAGGUGGUUCUCGUAGACGAAGUACAACAGCCUAAUCUGUCGCAUCCCUUCCACUUGCACGGAUACGCGUUCAACGUGAUCGGCAUCGGCCGUUCUCCCGACAGGAAUGUGAAGAAGAUCAAUUUGAAGCACGCCCUCGAUCUCGAUAAGCGAGGUCUUCUGCACAGACAAUUCAACUUGCCACCUGCCAAGGACACCAUCGCCGUUCCCAACAACGGCUACGUCAUCUUCCGCUUCCGUGCGGAUAACCCGGGAUACUGGCUGUUCCAUUGCCAUUUCUUGUUCCACAUAUUGAUUGGCAUGAAUCUGAUCCUUCAUGUCGGGACGCACGCGGAUCUGCCGCCGAUACCACCGAAUUUCCCGGUCUGCGGUGAUCAUUUGCCGCCCAUCACACCGCCAUUAUCAUUGAACACGUUCCACUGAUGCAUGAUUGACUGAUGAGCGGCGAGCUGAGAGAGACGCUCCAAAGUCCAUACGAUACUUGUAGCAUAUUCCUGUAAAGUAGCGCGAGCCUGUAAUAUUCUUUUUCUUUCAACUACGUAACACCUUGUCGGUUUUACUCUCGAGGGUACUCUAGGUGCUCUGCUCGAGAUUGCGAUCGCGAGCAAGGAAUUCGACGGGUGUCGACCCGUUACCUUACAUAAUCCGGCUGAGAACGAAGGAAAUGGCAAGGCGAGUUAGAUACAUUGAGGAUGUUAGUGAGGCAACGGGUUAACAAAAGGUGAUCGAUGUCCUGCUGGGCGUCGCGGAACGACGAGCGUUCUCAGAGACGAUGAUGACAUUACGUUGGCGAUAAUUUAUUAUGUUUCAGAUGCUUCAUCCGUCACACUGUCAUUCUUUCUGCACGACAUUCCUUGUUAUUCUUGCAUUACCAUACAAUGAAGAUACAUUCAUAUUUCCUGAUCGUAUAUAAUUCACAAUAAUCUGUUUUAUUAUAAAACACAUAUCAUGUAAUACAUGUUUCGACAUCCCCUAGAAAUAUUUACUGAAUAUUUAUGCUGUUGCUUCGCAAAUAUAACGGCGAAGCACAAAUCCCGAUGUGGCGAGUGAAGCAUCUAUAAUUGGAAACGUACAAAUGUUACUGAUUAACGUUUGUAACGCUCUGUAAAUAAUGUAGAAAUAGUCACUACACUUAACGAGAUGUUAAUGCGGAAGUAAUGGGUGUAAAUGAUCGCCGAAUAAUUGUGACGGCGAUUCGAUUAGUAGUGGAUCACGAGG
Messenger RNA from Camponotus floridanus (Florida carpenter ant), 3491 nucleotides. Its product is annotated as laccase-5. Gene Ontology annotation, cellular component: plasma membrane. The transcript is spliced from 11 exons. Bases 582 to 2696 code for a protein of 704 amino acids. Gene Ontology annotation, molecular function: copper ion binding; oxidoreductase activity. Gene Ontology annotation, biological process: iron ion transport. The record is from RefSeq and is a predicted model, not a curated record. Lineage: Eukaryota; Metazoa; Arthropoda; Insecta; Hymenoptera; Formicidae.